Messenger RNA from Adelges cooleyi (spruce gall adelgid), 5064 nucleotides. Its product is annotated as collagen alpha-1(I) chain-like. The coding region runs from base 74 to 5041 and encodes 1655 amino acids. Gene Ontology annotation, molecular function: extracellular matrix structural constituent. The record is from RefSeq and is a predicted model, not a curated record. The transcript is spliced from 55 exons. NCBI's taxonomy places the organism in Eukaryota, Metazoa, Arthropoda, Insecta, Hemiptera, Adelgidae.
GCCGCACUGAUUAGACGUCUGCUGCAGCUGGAUCACGGACGGCCGGACGCGCGCCCAGUCGUCUUAGCUGCACAUGGACCCCGUGAAACUUGCCGUCGCGCUGUUAUGCGCUUUGCUAGCCGUGUCCACCGUAGUCGAGUCGGCACGACGCCGGAAACCUGUCAAAAUCCGGUUACGCAGGCCGAUGGCUGAUCAACCAAACCCUCAAAACGCCACAGUCAACGAGGACUACGACGACUACGGGGACGAAAAUGAAGACAAACAACCGGAUAGCGUGUUACAUAGAAAAUCAUUGUUGACAUUGCAUCAAGGCCGUGAGCCAUCGUCUACUGCAAGGGCGCCGGCCGAAGAUUAUCCCACGGAACCGGAUAGGCCUGACGAGGACCCCGAAGAGCCGGAAGAGGAUCACGAGAUACCGGGAGCAGCGGGUGGUCGACUUGUAGAAGAAGCAAAAGUACCUGAAACGUCUAACACUACGGAUGCAGAUCGAGUAGACAAUCGACUAAAAACGACAGAAAGAUAUGACGAGCGGUCUGAGAAUCAGCCGGAAACAACAGAGAGAUCCGAUGAGACUCCGGAGAGUGCAUCGGAAAAGACAGACAGUCCGGAAGAACGGCCGGUCAAGCCAUAUCUCACAGAGAGUCCUAUAGAACGUCAGGAAAUAAUCAAAGAGGCAGCCAUAAAUACUUAUGAAAUCACAGAACCACCGGAAGACCUCGACGGAUCCGUCGUUCGACCAGAAGCGAAAGAUAACGAAAUUGUAAAAGGGUUUCCUAAAAAACAGAACGUGUACGUUCCUCCAUUUCCGGUAGAAGAGUAUACCACGGAAUCACUCUUAAGUAACACCUCGGGUUAUGGACAACAAUCGGAGGUAAAAAUUAAGAGCGAGAGGCCAGCUGAGUACAAUGUCACUGAGAGUUCUAAAAACGAUUUAGACGAAGUAUCGAGUACGCAUAUUUCCACAUUCUACGCUCCCCAGACAACCCGGGGUCCACCUGGUUUACAAGGUGAACGUGGAAAGCAAGGACUAGACGGAGAAAGAGGUAUACCGGGUACACCAGGAGUUCCAGGAAUGCCUGGACCUCCAGGUCCCGUUCCGGACGUCAAUACCUAUUACCAGCAACUAGCUCAAGUACACGGAGGUCAAGAUAAGGGACCCACGGUCAAUGGGUAUCCUCCAGAACCGUUUCAUACUAUGCAAGCCCAAGUCGGUCCAAUGGGAGUGAGAGGACCUCCAGGAUCUCCUGGCCCUCCUGGUCCCCAAGGAUUCCAAGGACCACGUGGAGAAACAGGAGACAUAGGCUCGCCAGGGCAACCGGGCCCAGUUGGGCCUAGAGGUAUUCCGGGGUUACCAGGUAGAGAUGGAGAACGAGGUCAUGACGCGGAGCCAGGACAACCAGGUGCUGUUGGUCCAGCUGGUCCAAGAGGUUUGCCAGGAAUGCCAGGUUUACCAGGUAUAAAGGGUCAUCGUGGAUAUCCUGGAGUAGAUGGGGCUAAAGGUGAACAAGGAUCGGUUGGCGAAAAAGGUUCUAUUGGAUCUCCAGGCCAACCUGGAAUUACUGGUUCAGUUGGUCCAAUUGGUCCUAGAGGAGAACGAGGUAGAGAAGGACCUCCUGGGCCGGCCGGUAUACGAGGUGCUGAUGGGACUCCUGGUGCAAUUGGACCACCGGGAAAUAUUGGGAAACCUGGUCCACCUGGAUUUCCUGGAUCGGUAGGAGCAAAAGGUGAUUUAGGCUUACCCGGAGCAAAAGGUAGUGUUGGUAUGCAAGGUCCUAGAGGCGAGUCUGGAAAAACAGGCGAAUCUGGGGAAGCAGGUAUUCCUGGGAUGCCUGGAAAAGAUGGUUUGCCUGGAGAAAAAGGAAGUCCAGGAACUAGCGGACCUAUCGGUCCAUCCGGUUUUCCAGGUCCUCGAGGUCCUCCAGGUGAACCAGGAAGUGUUGGACCCCCUGGUAUAAAAGGAACUGAUGGAUUGAAUGGCGAACGAGGCUAUAAAGGCGAAGUAGGAAUUAAGGGUGAAAGUGGAGUUCCAGGACCAAGAGGAUUACCUGGCAUGGACGGUCCAGAAGGCAAACGUGGGAGGAAAGGCUCUGAAGGACCUCGUGGACUCACUGGAAUACAAGGGGAACGUGGUCUUCCAGGAGAACGUGGGUUACCUGGCCCAGAUGGAGUUCCUGGAAGCAAAGGAUCGCAAGGAGACCGAGGAUCGGAAGGUCCACCAGGAGUAAAAGGUGCUGUGGGUGAUACUGGAAGACCAGGAAUGCCAGGUCUUCAAGGGUUAAGUGGGCCAAUUGGCAAACCAGGACCCCCCGGAAAAACCGGGCCUCCAGGGGAACGAGGUAUACCUGGUGCUGAUGGAAAGGCUGGCGAGCCCGGACCGCCAGGGUUACAAGGUUUACCGGGGCCCAUUGGACCACCUGGCGAUAAAGGCCUUACGGGAGAACCAGGAACAGCCGGUGAAGUUGGGACACCUGGAGUUCAAGGUCCAAGAGGUGAUUCUGGAAAGCAAGGACCACCUGGCAAUCCCGGAAUACCUGGUAAGCCUGGUUUGGAUGGCGUAAGAGGAAUGACUGGGUCUCCAGGAUUAAUAGGCUCACAAGGUGUUCCUGGAGUUCCAGGAAAUUCAGGACCUCCGGGGAAAGACGGCGAACCGGGUCAACAAGGUCCUACAGGAAAACCCGGUGAAUCGGGGCCCCGAGGUGAACGUGGUUUCCCAGGAGAACGUGGUCCUAUUGGACAUCCAGGUUUACAAGGGUUUAAAGGAGAGCCUGGUACUGCUGGUCCAGAUGGUCCGACAGGGCCACAAGGAAUCCGAGGUGAUAAAGGUCAUUCGGGAUCUCCAGGGCUAGUAGGUUUACCAGGAUUAAGAGGUGAACAUGGUCUCCCUGGCGCCAAAGGAGAACGAGGUAGCACCGGAGCUCAAGGUCCUUCUGGUUCACCAGGUUCACCAGGUGAACGAGGUCUACAAGGAUUCGUUGGUCCGAUGGGUCCACCGGGUGAACCGGCUGAAAGAGGAGAAUCUGGAUCAGCAGGCCCUCCAGGAGAACCAGGAGCCCCAGGGGCCCCUGGCGAUAGAGGAUUGAUUGGACCUCAAGGUGUUCAAGGUUUCCCGGGUGCACCGGGACUAGUUGGCAUGUCAGGCGCAAAAGGUGACCGAGGAGAUGUGGGAAUGAAAGGAGAACAAGGAAAUCCUGGGCAUGCUGGAAAAAUAGGAGAGCCUGGUCUUCCUGGUGCCGAGGGCAUGGUGGGACCAAAAGGUAGUCGCGGUGAUCAAGGUAUUAAGGGAGAUAUGGGCUUAUUCGGGGCGCCUGGAAGAAAUGGAGAACGCGGUUCACCGGGUUAUCCUGGACCAACCGGGCCUGCAGGACCACCUGGACUGAUUGGACCUAAAGGAUGGUCGGGUGAACCUGGAAAACAAGGUUUGCCGGGUGCUAUAGGAGCACCAGGGUUACGAGGACCAGAUGGACCUAAAGGUGAAACAGGAAAUGACGGGGCAACAGGACCUCCUGGGCCAGCUGGACCCCAAGGGAUAACCGGGGAGAGAGGUUUGCCAGGCGUUCCAGGUAGUCAAGGUCCAAUGGGAAUGCGAGGACUACAAGGAACUUCAGGUGAAAAAGGUUCACCUGGCAAACCAGGAUCAGAUGGCUUACAGGGUUUACAAGGGUUAGCUGGGCCUUCAGGUGCACCCGGACCUCAAGGUGAACGAGGUCAAGACGGAGCAGUAGGUUUAAUAGGUACUCCAGGAAUCGCUGGAAGGCCAGGAGAUAAAGGUCCACCAGGAUCUCCCGGGAAUUUAGGUAAUCCCGGACCGCCUGGAAUGAUAGGUCCACAAGGUUUACCUGGUCCAACAGGUAAUGCAGGGGAACGAGGUUUACGAGGAGAAACCGGUCCUCAAGGUGUAGAAGGUCCUCCUGGAGAACGAGGAAAAUCAGGACCUCCUGGAAUUCAGGGUCCCAAAGGAGAUAGAGGCGAUGUUGGAGCCGAAGGAAUGAAAGGUCAUCGCGGGCUUAUGGGCUUGCAAGGUCUGCCAGGAGCACCGGGGCCUGAAGGCCAGAAAGGAGAUAUAGGUUUACCUGGUUAUCUAGGGCCUGCUGGUGAUCAAGGACCUAAAGGUAGCAGAGGCGAAGAUGGAAACCCGGGAUUGCCUGGUUCAGUUGGACCCCCUGGUCCAAGAGGUUUAACGGGUGAACGGGGAACGGACGGAUUACCGGGAGCUCCCGGAAUGCCAGGUCUUCCAGGACCACCAGGUGAAGCAUUGGCUUAUGACAUGGCCGCAUUGACCACCCUUUUGACACAAGGUCACAGCAAGGGACCAAACGAUGGACCCAAUCAAGACCAACCUGGAGAAAUGACAGAAGUCGAAAGACGUAAAUUAAUUUUAAGUGCGUACAAAAAAUUAAAAACAUCGUUUGAAAAGUUCAAAAAACCAAACGGCGAUAAAGAUUAUCCUGCCAAGACAUGCAAAGACCUAUUCGUCGCUUACCCUGAACUUGAAAGUGGAGAAUAUUGGGUUGAUCCCAAUGAAGGGGACAUUCGUGAUGCUGUAUUAGUGCGAUGCGAUAUGACUACUAAGAGUACUUGCGUUUUAUCACAACCAGACCACGUGGGUCCAAUCGAUUUUGGGAAUAGACAAGCCGAGGCUGAAGUUUGGCUAUCCGAAUUAGACAACAUGAAGAUUUCGUACAAAGCAGAUAGUAACCAAAUAGGGUUUCUACAAUUGCUGUCAGUAUCGGCUACACAGAAUAUUACGUAUCAUUGUAAAAAUUCAGUUGGGUAUUUUGAUAGUGAAACUAAAACGUUUAAGAAAGGGUUGAAAUUACUCGGAUGGAACGACGCAGAAAUUACGCCGAGAGGAAAUCAAAAAAUGAGAUACAUAGCAAUCGAAGAUCAGUGCAAGACUAAAAAAGAUAAAUGGGGUAAAACUACAAUAUCUUACACAACUGAUCGGCCGCACAGACUACCAAUCAUAGAUAUCGUUCUUAGAGAUUUUAACCAAGUCGGACAGAGUUUCAGCAUUCACUUAGGACCAGUGUGUUUUAAAUAAAAUAUUAUCUUUUUUAUUUUUUA